This is a messenger RNA of Haliotis rufescens (red abalone), 2214 nucleotides long. RefSeq names its product WD repeat-containing protein 76-like. The coding region runs from base 25 to 1245 and encodes 406 amino acids. The transcript has 9 exons. Gene Ontology annotation, cellular component: nucleus. Gene Ontology annotation, biological process: regulation of DNA damage checkpoint. Gene Ontology annotation, molecular function: protein binding; DNA binding. NCBI's taxonomy places the organism in Eukaryota, Metazoa, Mollusca, Gastropoda, Lepetellida, Haliotidae. The record is from RefSeq and is a predicted model, not a curated record.
GACUUUUAGAAGCACCUCACUCAUAUGGAUGGAAAUAUUGCUCAUUUCUUUUUUUUUGUUUUGUUAAUGACUCAGUACCAUUGUUUACUUAACACUCUCCCCCGUGUCCAGCCCCGCCCCCCUCCUGGGCCCCUAGGGAUGGUGGAGAGCCUGUAUGAACAACUGGAGGAGGAUGCUCACAAGGACUUCUCUGCAUCUGUAAUGAAAUCUUGCAGCAAGACCACGGCCAUUAAGCCUAUCUCAAGAGACCUGAAAGGUUUCCUGAAAGAUUUCUCCAAGAUUCGUCUGACUAAGGACAGAGUUGCAAAGGUUGUGAAGGACCUACUCUACUCGAUUGCGAUACACCCAACCGAGAAUAAGGUGCUGGUUGCAGCAGGUGGCCGUGGGGGGUGGGUGGUCUUCUGGGACGUGAUGAAUUCAGAUAAGCAUGAUGGUGUAGUGGCAUACUGCCCCCACGCCCGCCCUGUCAACUGCCUCCACCUCCCCCCCUGGGCCCCCCUCAAGACCUACUCCUGCAGCUACGAUGGCAGUCUCAGGUGUGGGGACUUUGAGAAGGGUGUCUUUGAUGAGGUGUACUCUUGUCCAGACAAAGGAGACACAUGUCUGAUGAACUUUGACUUCAACUCGGAGCAUGUAAUGCUGGUGUCCCAGAGUGAUGGCUGCGUGGCAGUGGUGGAUGUCAGGACACCUCAGACAAGCGCGGGGCACCUGUACCCGUGUCACGAGAGGUCCCUGCGGACUGUGAGCAUUCAUCCAGUGCAGAAACACUACUUUGUAACGGCAUCAUUUGACGAGACAGUACGUCUGUGGGACUUGCGGAAGAUGCCAAAGAAGAGAGCUAUUGCUGAGAGAAAAUACAGCAAGCGCGUCAACAGUGCUUACUUCUCUCCUAUCACAGGGAAAUACAUUCUGUCAACAUCUGCGAAUAACAUUCUCAAAAUAUUGGACAGCUCUGAGAUGACAGGUCGCCUACCUUUAAAGAAACGUGUAGCAUAUGAACAGCACUUGGGAAGAGGCCUGACCAAUUUCCGCGCCACCUGGCACCCGGCUCGAGAAGAUCUAUUUGUCGUGGCCAGCAGGAAGAAACCAAACCAGAUUCAGUUGUUCAACGAUGAUGGUGUAGAGGUGCAGGUUCUCACCAACCCCGACUAUCUUUGUUCCAUGUGUUCCCUGAACGCCAUCCACCCCUCCAGGAACAUUGUUGCCGGCGGUAACUCAGGCGGUCGUGUGCAUGUCUUCAUGUGAUGAGCACAAGUUGUCAAUAAUCCUGGGGUUGUAACUAUACAUCUUGCCGACAUCUCAUCCGACUAGAUGCCGGCCCUUGAAUGUUCGCCUGCAAGAAUCCAGUUUUGUUACCUAAACUACAAAUCUUCAGUUGACCAAAGGAAUAUUUGGAGUCUUCUGCUGUACCCAGUAUGUGGAAAUUUCAUGCCAGACAUGUCGAAGAGUGUGUUCCAUCAUCAACAAGAAUGACUGGAGUCCCAACUAAAACAUGUUUAAUGAUCUGGAGUCAAGUAUCAGGAAGUAGUGUUACACAAUUCAAGGUCUGACAAAUAAAACAUCAACAAACAGAUAAAAAAUAGGCCUCUUCGUAUGUCAUGUCUGUAGGCCUGUUUAUAUAUGAGGUCUGUAGAAUUCUGUAGAAGUACUAAGGCCUAUUUGUAUCAGGUUUGCAGAAUUGCAUGGAAAUACUGAGAUCCAUGACAUUUGUAGUCAGGUUAUUUGCUUAGAACAGUUUGGCGCUGUAGAUAUCCUCAGUGUGCCAAAAACCUGUGAUCAUGGGUUCAAAUCCUGGUUUGCCAGACUUAUGUCUUUGCCUUAUGUUUGUCAGCACCAUACCCGUUCACUAUGCUUUCCUCCCACAUCAAUCUGACAUGCCCUGAUUUAACUGAAUUACUGUUCAAAGCGGCUUUAAACCAAACUCAUUCAAGUUGAGUAAGAAGGAUCUGAAAACAUGGCUGUUUGCAUGGUGUGGAUGUGCUUUCAGUCACUGGUUUGUUUGGUCCAGACUUGAUCAUUUACUGGUCCUUGUGAUAUAGGUGGAUUAAUUCUUACAUUCCACAUACUUGCAAUCACUCUUAUGAGGGUGGUCUUUAGCAACCUAUUCUUGUUAUAAGAGGUGACUAUCAAGAUGGGUAGUCAGGCUUGCUGACUUAGUUGAUGCAUGUCAUCGUAUCCUAAUUGUGUAGACCAAUGCUCAUGAUGUCAGUCAUA